Molecule: messenger RNA, 738 nt
Organism: Effrenium voratum
Lineage: Eukaryota; Dinophyceae; Suessiales; Symbiodiniaceae
Source: the annotation of a GenBank genome assembly
AUGGAUGCCGUGAGCGAACGGAGCCCCGACCGGGAGAAGGAUCUUGAAGGGACGGACUUGCCUAGACCGCCAUCCGCGUCAACAAAACAGGAGACCUGCUUUGUCUUUGAUUGGGAUGACACCAUACUCCCAACGUCAUGGCUGGAGCGCAUCCACGCUCUUGCGGGUGGUGGGCCAUUGAGGCCUGAGGUGCAGCGGCAACUUGCGAGUCUUUGCUCAGCAGUGGUGCAGACUCUCCAGCUGGCAGCCUCGCUGGGCUCAGUGAUCAUCAUCACCAACAGCGCACCUGGCUGGGUUGAUCAGUCCUGCCAGAUUUUUAUGCCGCAGAUCCUUCCGCAGGUUCGGAGCUACCCGAUCUUCGCAAAACCAUUGCACGCACCUCUUACCUUCAAGAUCACAACGUUCCGGCGAGAGUGUAAGAAAUGGACGAAUUUGAUCUCCAUAGGAGAUGGAGAUGCUGAGCGUGCCGCUAGCCUAAGGCUGCAGGCGCGGGCGUUUGGUGCCAUGUCCUCCCAAUUUCUGCUUGCCAGGCACCAGAGCGCAAGCCUGCUGGCCACAGCCUUGCGUCCGAUUUGGCCUGUCCGCAGGUCUUUGACCGCGAAUGUCUGCAAAGGGUUAAGGGCACCUCAAGAAAGGCCCCUCCGAGAUCAGGGGCCUUUGUCGGGCCAACAAAGUCUUUUCUCUUGGGACCUUUGUCGGGUCGCCGUCAACCAGUGCCACGUGGACUCGCUGCCAUGA